UUCGUUGAAAUCGAUCGGGAAAGGUAUCACAAGCAUCGCCACCACGAAGUGCCGUUGCUAGGAGUGCGUUCGGGUAAGCAGUUUUGGUGGAAUGUCCGACUGCGAGGAAUCGCUGGAGAGCAGGCUUGCCAAAUUUCGACUCGAUAGGGAAUUGACCAAACAGGACUCAGCAGUCGGAGGGGCACCACAGCAGACAGAAAUGGAUCGUGGCGCGGGUAGCAGUGGUAGAUUCCACGGAGGUAGUGGUCACAGAGGUUCAAGACGCGGAAGAGGAGGAUAUGGGGUCGAUGAAGGGGAACCGUGGAGAGGUGGAAAGAAGUUGCGGCGAGAUAAGGUCAAAGAAAGGAUGGCCUACGAGAAUGGCGAAGGUGGAAGCAAUGCCAAUAGAUUCAAACGGUUUGGUGAUGGCAGAGAUGAUGAGGUGGUUACUGGUGGGGACGAAAGACCGCCACCUGGAUUACGCGGAAAAGCAUUGGGAUUGUUCUAUCGCGAUAGGCAGACGAGGAAGAAGAAGGAGAACGAAAAGAGGAAGGCAGUGGAUAUCACCAUUCCACAGUGGCAAAUCGAGGAGAUUCGCAAGCAGCUGAAGCUACCGGAUGGACAUGAAAAUGUGGACUUUUUCAAACAUUUCACUCACAACGAGGAUAUAAACUCGCCGUUUAAGAACGAGUACCUGAGGGUGAUCAAUAAGAAUUUGGAGCAAAUACUGAAGGAGGAAUCCUUGAAAAAUGACGUCCCGAUCGAUGAUAUGCAGGCCGAGUGGAAGCGGUUGGUGAAUGAUAAUUUAUAUGCGGAAUGUCUUCAGAAAGAUGAGUUGGGUGAGAUGAAGAGCUUUCGUGAAAAGCUACCCGCUUUCGGAGCCCGGCAGGAGAUUCUACGCAUGAUUGGCGAACAUCAGGUAAUUCUGGUGAAAGGUGAAACGGGUAGCGGAAAGACUACGCAGAUUCCGCAGUUCAUUUUGGAUCAGGCGAUGAUGCAGGGGAAAGGAUCUGAUUGUCGGAUUAUUUGCACUCAGCCGAGGAGGAUUUCGGCGAUUACGCUCUCCGAAAGAGUGGCAUCGGAAAGGGGUGAGAAAUUAGGGCAUUCGGUGGGCUACCGAAUCCGGUUGGAUUCCCGGAAGCCUCGUAACGACGGAGCCAGCAUAACCUUCUGCACGACGGGGAUUGUUUUGUCCAUCAUGCAGAGCGAUCCUUGCUUGAAGGAUUAUUCCCAUUUGAUUUUGGAUGAAAUUCACGAACGAGAUGUCAUAACGGAUUUGCUGCUGGGGAUUACCAAGAUGAUUCUUCCGUAUAGGAAAGAUCUGAAAAUCAUACUCAUGAGCGCCACCUUGACGGCGGAGACCUUUUCCAGUUACUUCGACAACUGUCCAACGGUGCAGAUUCCGGGAUUGGCUUUCCCCGUGGAAGAAUUUUACCUAGAAGACAUCGUCACCGAGUUGAACUUCCAUCAUUUCGAAGGCCAGAUUGUGAAGAAGAACUACCGCAAUCGAGAUCGAUUUAACAUGCAAUUUUACGAUAUGAUCGAUCCGUACUUGGGAGAAAUACGGAAUCGCUACCCCGCCCAGGUGUUGAGUACCAUCAGCAAUCCUCACAGCGAAACCAACCAAAACGAUCUCAUCGUGGAGCUUAUCUCCUUCAUAACGACCACCAAACCGGAAGGAGCGAUCCUUGUCUUCCUGCCGAGCUUGGCUCAGAUAACGGAAGUAAACAAGCUCCUGUCCAACCACCGUCAGCUGUCGAAGAUGUCGACAUUGAUCUAUCCUUUACAUUCGAAAGUUCCUCAACUCGAUCAGAAAGCGGUCUUCUCUCGACCUAAAUCGGGUACACGAAAGAUCAUCCUCGCAACGAACAUUGCCGAAACCUCGAUUACAAUCGACGACGUGGUGUACGUCAUCAACGCCGGUCGACACAAGAUCAACAUGUACGAGGAUGGCAUCUCUUCCCUUCGCGAUGAGUGGAUUUCGAUUUCGAACGAAAUUCAACGGAAAGGUCGCGCCGGACGUGUCCAACCGGGCGUCUGCUACCAUUUGUAUACACGAGCUCGUCGAAAUGUGCUGCUCCAAAACACCCCGCCAGAAAUCCUUCGUGUAGCACUGGAUGAAGUCAUCCUGAACAUCAAGAUUCUCGCCUUGGGUGACGCUGGGCGCUUCCUAGAAAGACUCCUGGACCGACCUUCGGAAUCGGUAAUCGAGGAAUCUCUCAAACUUCUGAACCGUCUUAACGCGAUUGACGACAACGAGACGCUAACUCCACUAGGUUACCACCUCGCCCGUCUACCGAUGGACCCCCGUACCGGUAAAAUGGUUCUCCUGUCCAGUAUAUUCAGCUGCACCGAUCCCAUCACUUCGAUCGCUGCCAGCCUUUCGUUCAAGGAUGCUUUCUACAAACCCUUCGGGAAGGAGAAGGAGGUGGACCGUGUUCGCCGCAGAUUCGCCGAGAACUUCCACAGCGAUCACCUAAUGUUGGCCAACGUCAUUCACCAGUGGGGUCAACUUUCCUACCGGGAGCUACCAGACUUUGCACGGCGAAAUUUCCUAAACCAGACGACUCUCAAUCAAUUGUGCAACAUGAAGCAACAGUUCUGCGAGUACUUCCAUGCAGCAAAGUUUCUGCCGAAUGCUCAACCGGGAGCACAAAGCAACAAUCACAACUCCGGGAACGACAAACUGCUGUCGGCCAUCGUCGGAGCUGGACUGUAUCCAAAUGUGGCUGUUGUGAGAAAGGUCAUCCGCAAUCGACACAAUGCGGACGGGCGAGCGAUUUUGGCUAUUGAAGGUCAGGGCCGGGCGACCAUGCAUCCGUCGUCGGUGAAUAGCAAGCUUGCUAACUAUGACUCGAACUUCGUGGUUUACUACGACAAACAGAAGAUAUCGGAUCUGACGAUCUUCGAUACGACGGUGGUGAAUCCGUUUCCGUUGUUCUUCUUCGGAGACAAUCACGUGGAAACGGAAGGGAGAUUCGAACUGAUUUCCAUUGCCGGGCAUUACUGUUUGAAGUGCAACAAGGAAACAUAUCAGUUGAUUCAGGAUCUGCGUGGUGGUUUCAAUUUGUUCCUGCAGAAGAAAAUCUGCGAACCGUCGCCGGUCGAUUGGUCAUCGGAGGAGGGAACGCUGCUGAGAGCAAUCAUCCAACUGAUAACGAUCGAUGGAAAGUUUGAAGACGACUUCGACUACGACGAUCCAUCGCCGGCUCCGGGUCCCAGAAGGAAUCCGGAGGAAAUUCCGCUGGACGAACCGGAAACGAACUACGCCGACGAUGAUUUUAACUAUCCAAUGUUUUAGAUUUCAGAAAACCAUGCCAAUUCUCACAUAAUUUCCUAACCUAGCUAAGUUUGUUACCGGAAUAAUAAUAAUCCGUUUGGGAAUCGCAAAGAAACUUGUGAUGCCAUUUGUGUCUAAAUAAAACUUCUACACCACAAAGCUUUCCUUAAUCCAACCCCACUAGUUCCAUUUUUCCAUAUACUGCCUACGGUCGAUGCGAGGGAGACGGAUUGCGUGGGGGAUAAAUUUAGCAAAUUAAAUUGUAAUUGUAAUUUAUAUCCAUUCGGGAGUGAAAGAGAGAAGAAGCGUGUGCGUGCGUUCGGAUGAAUCACGACGGAAGGAGA
Molecule: messenger RNA, 3603 nt
Organism: Ochlerotatus camptorhynchus
Lineage: Eukaryota; Metazoa; Arthropoda; Insecta; Diptera; Culicidae
Gene: Rhau
Product: RHAU helicase
Exons: 5
Coding region: 92-3280 (1062 amino acids)
Cellular component (GO): intracellular anatomical structure; cytoplasm
Molecular function (GO): RNA helicase activity; G-quadruplex RNA binding; ATP binding
Source: RefSeq, a predicted model, not a curated record